AUGGAUUGGGAUGAUGCCGGUAACACUGGCACGGCCAAAAGGCCUGUCAAGCAAACACUGCAGAGCAAGAAGCAGGUUCCGGCGAAGGUUCAGGUAAAGCUACCUAAAGCUCUCUUUGAGUCGGCGGUCCAGUCUGGCAACUCCCUGCUGGUGGAACGAAGCCUGAAGCAGGAGGCAAACAAGCCUCCCCCGGGCAGCCUCCCUGCAGCCUUCAAACUCCCUCAGCGAGCCUCCCCACCAGGUGCUCCCAACAUCUCCCCUCGGGGGUCCACCAGCCCCAAGGGAGCCCCCGGAAGCCCCACCAGCCCUAGCAACGGCGCUACAGCCGCAGCUACCGCUGCCAACGGCACGAAUGGCAUCACCCCUUCAGCACCCCCUAGCCCGCCGCCGCCCGCGACCCUGCAGCCCUUCACCCGCAGACCUCCCAGAUGUGAGUACUUCUUCGACCCAGCCACCGCAUCCGACCUUUUUCCCCCGCGCCCGCUGGAAGGAUCCGCUCUGGCUGAUUACUUCAUCAUGGGCUCAGAGGCGGCGGCGGCAGCCGCAGCCGGCGAUGCCGCCGCCAGCGCUGCAGGCGUUGCGGAGGUUCAGUCGGAGCCGGCGCACCCGCUGGGCUGGGUGCCCGUGGAGGAAACCCAGUUCAGCACCCGGCUGCGGCCCCGCACAGGCCAGCUGCCGGUGCGCACCACCACCAGCAUGCCCCUAGAGUAUUUUGACAGCCCGGAGAUGGAGCUAAUUUCUCCCGAGCAGCGUCUGGAGGCGGCGGCGGCUGGCGGGCCAGCGGCUGGAGGGAAAGGCCCGGACGGUGUGCUGGCGUAUAGCCGCUACUUCGACUCCAAAGGGUCCUUCUCGUGGGCUCCAUGCUUCGUUAGAGAGUACGACAG
Molecule: messenger RNA, 884 nt
Organism: Volvox carteri f. nagariensis
Lineage: Eukaryota; Viridiplantae; Chlorophyta; Chlorophyceae; Chlamydomonadales; Volvocaceae
Exons: 4
Source: RefSeq, a predicted model, not a curated record